This is a messenger RNA of Anolis carolinensis (green anole), 3622 nucleotides long. It is a transcript of the gene rundc3b, whose product is annotated as RUN domain containing 3B. NCBI's taxonomy places the organism in Eukaryota, Metazoa, Chordata, Lepidosauria, Squamata, Anolidae. The transcript has 11 exons. Bases 275 to 1627 code for a protein of 450 amino acids. The record is from RefSeq and is a predicted model, not a curated record.
GCUUUUUUUUUUAAUUUUCAGAGGCGAUUCCUGAGGUGCGGAUCAGCUGUUUAGAAGAGCGGACGGAGGGAGGCGGAGGAGGGGGAAGGGCUGAGUUAAAGGCCCUCUCCCCUUUCCGCGUUAAAGGGUUGUUGUUGCCCCGUUCCGCUUUGCGUCUUUUCCUGAGGCAGCAGCCGCCGCUGCGCUGACUGAGAAGAGCCUCCUCUCCAUCUCCGUCUCCAUCCCCGGAACAAAGGCGCCGCCGGCACCUGCCUCCCUCUCUCUCCACGGAGAGAUGGCGUCGUUCAACCUCGGGGGACUCCAUUCCUCCUCCCGGAGGAAAAGCGUCUAUUCCCGCAACGCCACCGUCGAGAGGCGGAACCUCAUCACCGUCUGCAGGUUUUCUAUCAAAACACUUAUUGAUCGAUCCUGUUUUGAAACUAUUGAUGAUUCAUCUCCUGAAUUCAACAAUUUUGCAGCCAUUCUGGAACAAAUUCUAAGCCAUCGACUUAAAGGUCAAAUCAGUUGGUUUGGCUAUGAAAGCCCUCGUAGCUUCUGGGAUUAUAUCAAAGUGGCUUGCCGAAAGGUUUCACAUAACUGCAUCUGUAGCAUUGAAAAUAUGGAAAAUGUUGGUUCUUCAAGAGCUAAGGGAAGAGCAUGGAUCAGAGUAGCACUGAUGGAAAAGCACUUGUCUGAAUAUAUUUCAACAGCUUUGCGAGACUUCAAAACAACCAGAAGAUUCUAUGAAGAUGGAGCAAUUGUACUGGGAGAAGAAGCAAACAUGCUUGCUGGUAUGCUGCUGGGACUCAAUGCUAUUGAUUUCAGCUUCUGCCUCAAGGGUGAAGGUUUAGAUGGCAACUAUCCAGCUGUGAUAGACUACACACCAUACCUGAAAUUCACCCAAAGUUCUGAUAGCAUCAGUAGUGAUGAGGAAGAGCUAAGAACACUGGGCAGCAGUGGCAGUGAAAGCAGCACACCAGAAAAUAUUGGUCCUCCAUUCAACAUGGAUGAGAACACUUGGUACAACAAAUGCAAACGGGUUGAACAAAAAUACCGACUCACACUGGAGCAGAAGGGUUAUCUAGAAGAGCUAGUACGCCUUAGAGAGACUCAGCUGGCUGAAUCCAUCUCUCAGAAAAAGUUAUUACGGCAGAAGAUAGAAGCUAUGAAUAUGGCCCAUAAAACAGAAAAGGAGCAACUUGAAUACAUCAUUGUGGAACUGCAGGAUCAACUAACUGUGCUAAAGAAUAAUGAUUUAAGAUCAAGACAAGAAUUAACUACCCAUCUCACCAAUCAGUGGCCUUCCCCAGGAGUUCUGGAUGUUAAUGCUGUUGCCUUGGAUACGCUACUUUAUCGAAAACAAAAUAAGCAAUGGGAUGAAAAAAGCUUUCACAGCCUGGACCAGCUCUCAGCUGAUGUUAGCCUAUCUCAAACAUCUCUGGAUCCAAGCCACUCACAAGAUGAAGACGUAAAGCAGAGUGGACUAAAUUCACUUAGUGACGGAAAAGAAGACACUCCUUCAUUACUUGGUCUCUGUGGAUCUCUGACUUCAGUAGCAAGCUACAAAUCUCUAACAAGUUUGAAAUCAAGUGAAUAUCUUGCAAGCCCUACGACAGAGAUGACAAGUCCUGGAUUAACUCCUUCUUGAGCAGAUCUAUGCAAAGAAGGCCAUUUGUGUUUGCCAUUGGCAUGCCUAGAUUUGUCAACUGUCAAGGCUCAUAGGAAGUCAACUCAGCUUUAACUAAAAUGCUACCUGUUUCUUUUUUUGGUUUUCUUUUUGGCAGCUGUCUUGGAAAGGAGCAUUCCUAGGUAUGCAUUUGUUGACUGCUUAAUAAUAUCUAGUCUCCUGCUGAAUGUAUUGUACAAUUAAGGUUAAGAAUCCCCUAAGGGUGGACAGAAUUAUUUUAAGUCCUGGAAUUUGUCUUUUCUGCAAGACUGACUUAUAUUCUUAUUGAUAUCCAAAGGACUUUACCAUACUUUUAGGUAUGCCAGUGAUAACUUGAAAAUUGAUGCGUUUGAAUUUACUGGAAAAGCAAAAAAUAUUGUGUGCUAUUACGAUGAAUUUAAAAAUUAAACUAGAACAAUGGCAACCAUUAGUUCUACAUAGAUUUUCUCAUCAUACUGUACAGCUGUUUUAAUUUUGGUUGAGUCUAUACAUUAUUGUCAUCAGCAUCAUACUCAUAUUUAGCACCUUGAUGUAAGCCCUCCAUAAGCAUUUUUUUUGUUCACAUAAAGGGGCAUACUGGUGGCAGAGGUAUCAGUGCACAUGUAAUACCAGCCUUCAAAGCUCAUUGUGCAUAUAACAGCUUCUAAGACUUCAAUGUGAAGCUAUGUAUAGUACUUUGAAAUUAUAUUACAGUUAUUAAUAGGGCCAGGUUCCAUAUCAUAGUAGCUCUGUCAGUGUGUUCAACCGAAUGCAGUUAUGGAGUCUUAUACAAAUCGCAAGCUCAGUUUGUUGGGUCUGGGAAGCUGCUGGCUGUGUAAGUUGCAUUCAGAGUGGGGAAUUACCUACCAAUAUUCCUGCUCCUAGUUUAUUCCUGCAGAGGGCUAUAGUGAACUCAUCUGCAGCAUUAAAAGGAAAAUUCAGAGAUGCCUUCUAAAUUGCUGACCUCAAAGUAAAUCUUAAGUUAGAGGCUGGAAGGGUUUACCGAGGAAGACACAUAUUGCCAAACAGAAAAUGUCACAAUGGAUUUUUAUGUAAAGGUUUUUGUUAAUGCUUCAGACUUCUUUCUGCUCACUUUGUAGUUAAAAACAAACAGGUGUAACUUGUCCAACUACAGUAAGCUUUAUUUUAUUGUACAACAUGCGAACAAUGCAUAAUUUGUUUCAAGUUUUGCAGCUUAAUUUUUGAAGUGCAGCCCUCUCUACAGUGAAACUGCUAGCUCCUAGCAUUACUGAGAAUUAUCUGCAGUAAUCACCAGACAUUUUGUGUAGAAGCAUUGAUACACAUAGGGCCUCUGAAACUGGUGGCUUUGAAGGAAAUACUUUACUGUGCCAAAGAAGUUUUACACUUUGUUUACUAGUAUGUAAGAACAUGUGGGAAUCUUUAAAAAUACAGCUAAAUUUGAGAUGAAAGAUUUGAAGACAUAACAUUUUUUUUCACGCAGAGGUGGUUUCUUGUAAACCUGCUAUAAAAUUUGAUUGGGAUGAGUAAGAUACAAGAAAUUUACUAUGUUAUAUAUGUGCUGUGUUAAAUUUUGAAACAAAGCAGCACUCUUGCUCUGCCAGAAUGUAUACACUGGCUACUUGAAACAUGCAUGUUAUCUCUUUUAAAUUACCAUUCAAAAGCACGAGAAACAAAACUAAUCUAUGCAGGUAAGCUUCCAGAAGUAUGUACAGUAACAUUAGCAGGCUGUAUGUGAAAACUUUCUUGGGCUAAGAGGAUUACUUUGUUGUACCUGUUAUUGUUGGGUUGGCAAAGCUAUAAUGAAAGUCUUUUGGGGAACAUUUGUAAAGUCUAGAAUGUGACUGUAUGUGUGUGAGUAUGUGAAACCAGGUGAUUUGAUAUUUGUGCAUGAAAAGGUAAUUGCUAUCUUGAUUUUCAAACUUUGCUAAACUUUGAGAAUUCAGAAGAAAGCAAAUUGUGAAUACUUAUUGCCCUGUUACAUCAAAUACUGCAUGUGCAUUAAAUUUUUGUACUAUU